Messenger RNA from Macrobrachium nipponense, 1629 nucleotides. RefSeq lists its product as uncharacterized. Gene Ontology annotation, molecular function: protein binding; extracellular ligand-gated monoatomic ion channel activity. Gene Ontology annotation, cellular component: plasma membrane. The coding region runs from base 1 to 1629 and encodes 542 amino acids. NCBI's taxonomy places the organism in Eukaryota, Metazoa, Arthropoda, Malacostraca, Decapoda, Palaemonidae. The record is from RefSeq and is a predicted model, not a curated record. The transcript has 3 exons. Gene Ontology annotation, biological process: monoatomic ion transport.
AUGGCGUCCAGGGAGAAGAAGAGGAGAGGUGGUUUAUGGAUCUUCUCUUACGGUUUCAUCUUUCUGACAGGGGUAGGCGAUGCCCGUACAGAAGCUUCAUAUCAAUAUAAGUCCACUUUUAUGGAGAGAAGCAUUACCCCUUUGUGGUGGCAUUCAAUUUGUCUCGUUGUAGAUCCAGAUGGGCUUACAUUGUAUGUCGACAAUGAAACAAUUUACAAACCAGUUCAGAACAAACCCCUGCAUCUAGGUGGAUCACUUGUUCUCGGGCAGGAUCAAGACGGAUUUGAUAAGGGGUAUGCUGCUCACCAGGCUUUCAUAGGUAAGGUGACGGGACUAACAUUCUGGACGUCAGCUCUACAGCCAGGAAAUGUGCAGGAAUGGCGUGACUGUGGGGAUGUGAAAGUUCUUCCUCUUUUCUCUUGGGCUAGUGUUACCUUCAAUACUUAUGGUAAUUUCACGAUGGAGGAAGUCGAAUUCUGCAGUUCAAGGACUGGUCUGAAUGAAAACAACCUGUUCAUCUUCCCAGGACAGAAAAGAUGGCAGGAAGUUUAUGAUACCUUGAAGAACAUGGAGUUGGAGUUUGUGGUUCCAAAAAAUGACGAAGAAGUGCAGAUACUAAGCAAACUACUUGGAGAACACAGUGAUUACUGCAAGUCAUUAGCUUAUGAUUAUAAAAGUAUCUGGCUCGGACUAAGAUGUCAACGAAAGGGAGGCAGCUUUUUGGAUGUUAACACAAACCAAAACAUCUCUUUUGCUGUGUGGGAUCAAAAGAGUUUGAUGAAAAUGGAAAAUGGUGUAGGAAACGAUUGCCAUGCAGCUCAAGACGAAAACUUCACGUGGCACACAGAAUUUGAAAUGACUAAAUUAUGCUAUGGUGGCGUCAGAACUUCUGGAGCAAUGUACAACUUACUGGGAUUGGGAGACCUCGAGUCAGGACGUUGCAAGAACAUAACCUUUGUUUUAGCUGGUUAUAAGGAAAACGAACUUUACUUUCAUAGUGGAUGUGGAUUCUGGAUCUGGAGAAAUGGCACAGGGCAAUGGAGGCUUUAUGACAGCAUCAACAAACGCAACGUUGCAAAUUUAUAUGAGGAGAAGGAUUUGCCAUUUGGUGUUCAGAACUGGGUGUUUGUGAAAGGUGGUUCUGAAGUUGAAAGACAACUGACAUUUAGUUUCUGUAGAGAAUUUACCUGUACAGAUGGAAGUUGCAUUCCACAAAUUCACCGCUGUGAUGGUGCCAAUAACUGCACUGAUGGUCGUGAUGAAAGAAAUUGCCACACCACGUCAAAAGCAGUCAACCAGAGUCUUGCUUCGCCCCCUCCAGAGCUUUUACUAGACGUUCAUAUCAGACUAAACCGCAUAACUAACAUAGAUCUACUCGGGAUGAAAUUUGAUGUUGAUUUCUUCGUUCGAAUGGAGUGGUUGGACCAGCGGUUGAAGUACCACAAUCUAAUCGUUCAUAAAAGAAACUUCUUAACCUUUGCUGAUGACUCCAGUUCUGAGCAACUGUGGAGUCCAAGUGUCGUCGUGACCAACUCCCUGAAAGCAGAAGUAGCCUACAGAGAAAUACCAAACAUCUACUGUGAGAGACAGGGUCGUCGAAAUGGAGAAGGUAACACCAGAACAACUUAA